CUUCCAGUCCCCCAGCCUCCAGCCUCCCCAGCAGUAGGUACGCGGCCGCUGAUAGACCCAGCGCAGGCUCGCGCGCAGGCGCCGGGCGGCCGCGGCGUUCGGUGAAUUUGCUUUGCCGCCUGGCGCUCAGGUGUCCCCGAGUGGUUGCUCUUUGGCUUCCUUUCCUUCUUUGCCCGGGACUGAGGGUCGCCGCCGUCCCUUCUCCAGGCCCUCUCCAACCCCUACCCAGACCAAUCCUGGCGCGGCCCCUACCCUCUGACCCCGCGUUGCACAAUGCCCGAGCCCAGUCCCCAAGGGUGUGAAACCCAGCGUUCCUGCCCCUGGGCGGGGACGGGCGGCUACCGUGCGGGGAGCCGAGGCGGCGAGCGCGCAGCCGACACAGCCUGCCGACCAGGGCCCCGCGAGUCCCCCGGGAACUACAGCCACAGGCCCCCCGCGCCGCUCGGCCCUGCCGCCGGGCCCGCCCGCCGCUCCUCUCACAGGCCGCCGCCGCCGCAGCCAUGGCGGAAGUUCAUAGACGUCAGCAUGCCCGGGUUAAAGGAGAAGCCCCCGCGAAAUCCUCCACACACAGACAUGAGGAGGAGUUGGGGAUGGCGUCGGCCGAAACGCUGACGGUGUUCCUGAAGCUGCUGGCCGCCGGCUUUUACGGCGUGAGCUCCUUCCUGAUCGUGGUGGUCAACAAAAGCGUGCUCACCAAUUACAGAUUUCCCUCCUCACUAUGUGUUGGACUUGGCCAGAUGGUGGCCACAGUGGCAGUUCUCUGGGUGGGAAAGGCGCUCAGAGUAGUCAAGUUUCCUGACCUUGACAGAAAUGUACCUCGAAAGACGUUUCCACUACCUCUACUAUAUUUUGGGAACCAAAUCACGGGACUGUUCAGCACAAAGAAACUGAAUUUGCCAAUGUUUACAGUUCUGAGAAGGUUCUCCAUCCUGUUUACAAUGUUUGCUGAAGGAGUUUUACUCAAGAAGACUUUUUCUUGGGGUAUUAAGAUGACCGUAUUUGCAAUGAUUAUUGGAGCCUUUGUAGCUGCCAGCUCUGACUUGGCAUUUGACCUGGAAGGAUAUGUUUUCAUUCUGAUAAAUGAUGUCCUGACAGCAGCAAAUGGCGCAUAUGUAAAACAGAAAUUAGAUUCAAAAGAGCUGGGAAAAUAUGGUCUGCUCUAUUACAAUGCACUGUUCAUGAUUCUGCCCACUCUGGCCAUUGCAUAUUUUACAGGAGAUGCGCAAAAGGCAAUGGAUUUUGAAGGCUGGGCCGACACCCUCUUUCUUCUGCAGUUCACUCUGUCUUGUGUGAUGGGGUUUAUCUUGAUGUAUGCCACAGUACUCUGCACGCAGUAUAAUUCUGCUCUUACAACUACAAUAGUUGGCUGUAUUAAGAAUAUAUUAAUAACUUAUAUUGGAAUGGUCUUUGGUGGAGAUUAUAUUUUCACAUGGACGAACUUCAUUGGCUUAAAUAUCAGCAUUGCUGGGAGCCUGGUGUAUUCCUACAUCACUUUCUCUGAGGAACAGCUGAGCAAGCAGUCAGAGGCCAGUAACAAGCUGGACAUUAAGGGGAAAGGAGCAGUAUGACCCAGAGGAUCGCUUCCACUACUUAGGCCCAAGCUUUUGAUCAACUGAGAACACUGGCAUUUCUUACACAGACACUCAGGUGUCUUGAUUACAGAGAAAAUACCAUUCCUUUGCACUUGUACAAUCUGAGGAUUGAUUGCUGCCUUUUAAAAUUUUAUGAGAGAAGCUUAUAAUUGACUCUAUUUUAAAUAUGCCAUUGGAAUUAAUUUAUAUCAAACUGGAAAAUGUACCGGGCUUUUUAAUUUAUUUCUUUUAUGCUGACAAUGAACCAUCAGUGUUUUGAAAAUAUUUUAUUCCAUAGUUUGAUAUCCAGGUAUCCCUUAGAGCUGCAUCUAUAAAGUGCUCCAACUGGAGCCUCUGCAUUGAAAUUGUUGCUGCAUAUUGAGGUAGCUCAGUCUUCCUUCUACUGGAAAUGCAGCCAAGUAUCUAAAGUUUCUCCUUUUAGAAUUUUAUUUCUUAAGGAUUUUUCUUCAUAAGGAUAUUAUCCCUGCAUUUGCUAAAGAUGACAACUUUGGCACUAAAAAACUACAUGUGCCUUGAGGUUGUAUUGGUUUCCAUGUUGGCUCCCCUGGGAAUUCAUGGAAUGAGCAGAGUGCAUUCCUUGAAAUUAUGCUAUUCCCUUUUUGUUGUGUAAGAUGGGGAUGAUGAAGGGAUAGAGGAAGGAGGCCAUCUGUAUGAUUCAUUCAUUCAGCUCAAAUGUACUGGGUAUGCAAUAUGUACCUGGCAUUACGCUAAGUGCUGGGGGUGCACAGAUGUUUUUGGAGGUAGUUGAAUGAUCUCACUCUUGCUUUCAUGACUGAGGGUUAAGAGAGAAAACUUAACUUUAUGAUCCAUCCAGAAGAUGCUGCGACUCUGAACAAGUCACAGAAACUUUCUUCAGCUCUUAGAAACUGCGAAUCUGUAAACGGGGUUAGAAGUACCUGCCUCUACCCACCCCACAAUGGUUUGCUACCAUAUGCUACAGUGUGAGAUGACAUGUAUAUGAAGAGCGGCAUAUUGUUUAUUUAUUUUUAAAAAAAUUUUAUUAUUUUUUUAAACUCUGUACCCAACGUGGGCUUCAACUCGUGACCCCAAGAUCACGAGUCAUAUAUAUGAAGAGCAGCUAUAUUUUGUUGCAAACCAUGCAGCUCAGCCUUCCUUCUCUGAGUGAGAAUGGCAGGCAGGCAAGGUGGACGCUGUCUUUUUCCUGUGCUUCCCUCCUCUUGGUUUGGUUGCUACUCUGUUUACUCCUCUUUGAAUUAAUACAAGUAGGUCUUAUAUUUCUGAAUGUAUUGGUUUGAGGGGAAAGCCUUUUUAGAGGUUUCUGCAUUGUCAAGGCUUAGUCUUUGUUCAGCGUGUUGCUGUUACAGCCAUCACCAUCCUUUCUCCUUAAAUGGCGUGAGCAUACCUGUGUCUUUGCAUUGUUCACCUACAUCCUGUGUCCCUUGGCUUACCUUAUGAGCACGUCAGCUUCUCUUGAGACCUUUGCUGCAUCCUGGGAGAGCAGCUGUGAAUAGGCACUGCCUAAAUUGCCUCUUUGAGCAGGCAGGGGAUUCACUCACACAGCCCUGUGAUUUGGUGCAGAGACAUCCACCGACUUCACGUAUGAGUGUCUGCACAGGCCAGUUGUGCAGUCAGUGUGCAAGAGGCUGGGUGCUUUUGCACUGGUGCACACUAACUUCUCUUUCAUUAGGUUUGGAAUCCAUAGGGCUCUACUGAUCUAAACAGUUGGUAUUUGGGUGGCUUAACAGGAGGCCUGGAAGGUUUUGAUUUCUUUUUAUUUUUUAAAAAAUUACAUUGAGGUCAUUUUCAUAUUCAUGUGUUUCUUUUAUUUGGGUUUGUUUUUACUAAAGCCUGAUCAGUGGUAUUGGGUCCCUAGAAUUAACCUCACGGCCAACUUCCAGGCCAAAAGCUCACUUUUUUCCAGGAUCAUCUGAUCUGAGAAAAUUCCACUGGGAGCAUAGGAUAUUAUCUUGUGUAAGAUGAUUUUUAUUGUCUUUGUUUUAUCAAUGAGAAGACUCAGAGAGGAUAAGUGACUUGUUAAUAAGUAAAAAUUCAUGUUUCUUCCAUUGAGCCAUGCUGCCAUUUUCCUCUGAGGAAGUGAGGAAAUGGAGAUGGCUGGCUGAGUCAGCCAAGGAGGCAAGUGUUUGUUUGAAUUUGGAGCCUAAGAGGAAUAGGCUUUGCAAAUUAGGGGCAGUGAUGUGUCACUCUACAUGCCAGAGCUUGUGUCUACCUUCCAGGCUGGGCUCGUUUGAUAGAUAUGGCCUGCCACUGCCUGGUUUUGGCUGGGCACAGUGGAAAGGCCUUGUGAGAGCUAAUUUUAUUGAUUCUCUUUCUUCUUCUGUCAAGUCACAUGUAGGGAACUUUGAUAUUAGAAAUCAUUUGUGUUGUAGAAUUUCCCGUCAUGAAAGGCCUUUGGCUGUGUCUGUAGCUGUUGUGCUAGAAUUCCAGCAAGGGUUGAACUGCUUCUUGGGGGUCAGGUUCCUUGAAGAUCUGUCAUCACUCCAGGUUUGAGAAUAUCAUGUGUAAUUACAGCCUCACUACAUGCACAUGACCUUAGGGCCCUCCACCUGGGCCGAACCUUCUGGCCAGACACAGUACAGCAAGUCGCAGCUUCUGCCCUGUCAAUGUUCUGAUUCCCUCUUUGACUACCACCAACAUGUCAAGAUAAGAGAGAGUAGCCUGGGGGAGUUGGAGACUGAAUAGACUGGCCAGCCGUUUUGGAGUUUUUCAGUUAUGUGCAGACUUGGGUAUAGUGCACUAGAGAUUUACCUGGUAUUCUCACAUCACCCAGAGUGUCUGGAUUUUGCCCCAAGGUUGAUAUCUUACAAGGCAAAAAUUCUAUGACCUAUUAACUACCUCCUGGGAGAAAGAGAGGCAACUUUAGAGUUAAAUCCUUGAUUUUCCCUUUGAGACAGAUGAGCUGUGAUGAGUUUUGAAAACCCAAUUCUGUAUGACUAGGGGCUCCUCUUCUUGAGGUAAUGACAGCAGGGUCCUUUGUGGCCCAUCUGCUUUUAGUCGGUGUCAGAUUGAUUGUGGUCUGGUUGACCCGACUGCAUGUGGCCAACGUGUCAGGUGACUUUUAAUUGCUUCAUCUGGCUCUUGACUUUAUAAGUCAUUUGUAGGAUCCAGUGUGGACAUAGGCUUAAAAUACCAUGCAUCUGCAAGUUUUCUGUAGUCCUGUUGUAUCAAGAAUCCAUGGAAAGUUCAGGUCAGUAAAGCUGAUACAGAUUCUUCACCGAAAGAAUAGUAGAGUUUCAUAUUUGACUGGUUUGGAAUAGUGCCUAGGAUUUUGGGCCUGCUUUCGUUAUUAUGGUUUCAUCAGUGAGCAGAGAUUUUUUGAGCAUCUUUCUUAUGCCAGGGCAUUAUGCCAAGCUCUGGGGAAACCACCCUGAACAGGACAUAGUUCUUGCUCUCAAGGAAUGUAUAAUUCUUGAGCCAGACCCAUAGUGAAAGGAGAUGAAAGCAGUCAGUGAUUUGUAAGUUAAGAGCUGCCUGCAGUUACCACCACGGAUUAGGGUGUCCCACCCACCCAUGAGCUGAAGCAUUUUUUUUAAUCUAAAAGGACUUUACAACUCAAACUACUAGCUCUGCGAUAAGUGCCAGGCCAUUAGAAUUCGUGAAUGGCCUGGGUUCCUCCUCCCUCUGCUUCGCAUAUUGUUUCUUGCCCCAUAACUGUGUACUAUAGGAGGUACCCCUUAUCUGCGGUUUCCGUUUCUUCAGUUUCAGUCAUCUGUGGCCAAGGAAGGUCUGGAAGCACGGGAUCAUCCUCCUGACAAAUCUUCAGAAGGUCAGUAGUAGCCGAAUGCUAGUCACGAUGCCGCAUCAUUCCCCUCCACCUCCUCAGUAGGCAUCGGAUCACCUCACACUGUCACGAGGGCGAGCGCGGUACCAUAAGAUACUUUGAGAGCGGCCACUUUUACAUAACUUUUAUUACAGUAUAUUACCAUUUUUCCAUUUUAUUAUUAGUUGUUAAUCUCCUACUGUGCCUAAUUUAUAAAUUAAACUUUAUCAUAGGUAUGUAUGUGUAGGAAAAAACGUGUAGGGUUCUGUACUAUCUGUGGUUUCAGGCAUCCACUAGGGGUCUUUCUUGGAACGUAUCCCCUGUGAAUAAGGGGGUACCUCUGUAUUGGUUCCUCCUUAUGAACAAGGCUAUAAUUGAUUUUUCCCUCCUUGAGGGAAAAAUGGUAAUAUUCACAGUAAGUGAGACAAUGGAUGCGAAACCACUGAGCACAAUGCCCUAGUACGUGUUAGGCACUCAGCAAGUGUUAUUACUGUCACUAUUUCAUGGUGAGGCUGGAAGCAAACUAGAUUCUUAAUCUGUGCUCCUUAAAUGCUGGAGGCCUGGGCAAUGUGUGUAUUUCUUGAAAAAUGUGACCCUUUAUUUCAUUGCCUCUAGAGCGCUUAAAUAACAGUAGUCUUCCUUUUUUAAAUACUUACUGGAUAUAAUUAUGGCCGUUAUGUGAUGCCACAUGUGAUGUGAUUCCACCUGUUUUUAAAAAGGAACAAAAUUACUUCUAUUUUGAUGGUGAAUUUCAAAACAGAAAAAAAUAUUUUUAUCUUCACCUCAGAAUGGUGAUUCAGUUAAAACUUUCCCAAUUGCUCCUCUGCAGGCCAGACCUGCCUUCUUCCUUGCUCCACGCUGCCUGUGCAUCCACGUUUAUCUCAGUUGUUGGUGCUUAUAGAUCUUUGGCAUCAUCACCUGUCUUCUAGCUCUUACCUUUAAAGGGGUGCCACUUCGUGACGGGAUGAAAAGAUAUUCAAUGGUGGGUUUUUUUAAGCUUUCUUUUUUGAGUUACUUUAAAAAAAAGAAAUUUACUGGUUAGAUUUAUUGUCUCACAAAAAUGUUUUUAGAGAUUAUUUUGUUCAUAAGUGUUUCUUUCUCAUGCUGAUGAUCAACUGAUUUUUUGUCUAUAAAUGUUGGCCUAUCAUAGUAUUUUUUUCAAUACAGAUCCUAUUUACCAAAUGACCAUUUUAGUGGUUUUAAAAGGUACUAAGGAUUGAGAUGUGUAAAUCAGGUGACCUAAACAUGAAAAUUAUGUGCCUAAAUAUUUUUGUAAAGGUGUCAAAUAAAUACUUUUUCCUGAA
Messenger RNA from Prionailurus viverrinus (fishing cat), 6635 nucleotides. It is a transcript of the gene SLC35D1, whose product is annotated as solute carrier family 35 member D1. The coding region runs from base 501 to 1568 and encodes 355 amino acids. The record is from RefSeq and is a predicted model, not a curated record. The transcript has 12 exons. Lineage: Eukaryota; Metazoa; Chordata; Mammalia; Carnivora; Felidae. Gene Ontology annotation, cellular component: Golgi apparatus. Gene Ontology annotation, molecular function: GDP-fucose transmembrane transporter activity; antiporter activity.